AUGUUUGAAUGUUACACACUCUGCAAUGGUGAAGAAAAUUGUGUUGGUUUCAACUACAGAACAACACAAAAUAUCGAAAAUUGUCAACUGACAAACGUCACCAACAACAGAGGCAACUCUAAGAAAGGAGAUUGGAUAUUGAUGCGUCUUGAUAUAGCGGUUGGUGAGAAAAACAAUCCUGGAAAGUCGUGUUUAGACAUUCUUCUACGGAAAAAAACAGCAUCUUUGGGAAACGGAGAAUACUGGAUUAAAUUGGACAAUAAAACAUUAAAAGUUUACUGUGAUAUGAAAAGUGAUGGAGGUGGCUGGACACUGGUUACUAACCUUGUUGUAAAUCAGUCCAAAGGAAUGGAUGUCUUUCUGACAGAUGAUUAUAAACAAAUCAGUGAAUACAAAAACCAAAAGCUUGCAAUAUCUACGUAUGCUCUUCACGACCUCGCAUCAAACAUGUCGUUCAAUCAACUCAGAUUUUUCUGCCGUAAAAAGACUGUAGGACGAGUCUUUGAUAUCGCUACAAAUAAAACCAACAAUCUUGGUCAAGAAGUUAUUAAGUAUUUUACUGCUCAGACAAACACCCUCCCCAAGAGCUGUGGAUCUUAUUAUCGUUUACCUGAUGACAAUUCGACCAUGGCCAGUCAGUGUGCUCAGUGGGGUUAUGAAUCGGGAAAUUUCCAUGUUGGUAAAUGGCAUUACGAAGGACUUCCGGUGAAAUAUCGUUUAUUUGAUAUUCCGGUCUUUAUUGGCUUCAAGGUUCACUGUUUAAUUCAACAACCACAUAGCCGUUGGGAAUGCGAUGAUUACUCUUGGGAUAAUAAUGACACAUUGUCGCGCAAUGAUUUCUGGAAAAUUUUUGUUCGUUAA
Messenger RNA from Dendronephthya gigantea, 861 nucleotides. RefSeq lists its product as uncharacterized. The coding region runs from base 1 to 861 and encodes 286 amino acids. Gene Ontology annotation, molecular function: oligosaccharide binding. The record is from RefSeq and is a predicted model, not a curated record. NCBI's taxonomy places the organism in Eukaryota, Metazoa, Cnidaria, Anthozoa, Malacalcyonacea, Nephtheidae. The transcript has 3 exons.